Messenger RNA from Polychytrium aggregatum, 1598 nucleotides. RefSeq names its product kinase-like domain-containing protein. Bases 73 to 1464 code for a protein of 463 amino acids. Gene Ontology annotation, biological process: protein phosphorylation. The record is from RefSeq and is a predicted model, not a curated record. NCBI's taxonomy places the organism in Eukaryota, Fungi, Chytridiomycota, Chytridiomycetes, Polychytriales. Gene Ontology annotation, molecular function: ATP binding; protein kinase activity. The transcript is spliced from 8 exons.
GUUAGACUCCCGGUUGGAGUUUGUUGGUGCCAGUUGUCCGUGCAGUGCUGAUUCUCACGGCCGUCGAUCUCGAUGGUGCUGCCGACCAUACACAGGGCUCUGAAUACGACCGACGGCUGCGCCGUGGCCAUCAAGCGCAUUUCGAUGCGAAACCUGCCCCAGGAUCGCAUUACGAUGCUGAUGGAGGAAGUCACGCUUCUGAGCCACUUGAUGCACACCAACAUCGUCACAUACUAUGGCUAUCUCAAUACCGAAGACCACAUCAACAUUGCUCUCGAGCUCGUUGAUAAUGGCUCGCUCUUGAAGCUGCUCAAGACACACGGCAAGUUCAAGGAGAAUCUCGUCUGCAUCUAUACCAUGCAGAUCCUGCAGGGACUCAUCUACCUCCAUGAAAAGAACGUCGUCCACUGCGAUCUGAAGGCUGCCAACAUCCUCAUCACCAAGGACGGUGUCGUCAAGCUUACAGACUUUGGCGUCUCCAAGCAACUUGCGCCGAUCCCGGAAGCCAUCAGCACGGAUGCAUCGGUGCCCAAGAACGAAAUCGUUGGAACCCCUCAUUGGAUGGCACCCGAGGUCAUCCUGCAACAAGGCGUGACCAAGUCGUCGGACAUCUGGAGUCUUGGAUGCACAAUCAUCGAGCUGCUGACCGGCAAGCCGCCCAACCACGAGAUGCCGAUCUGUUCCGUCUUGUAUCGCGCCAUGACCAACGACCUCAGCAUUCCAAUCCCAGAGGAUAUCUCAGGGGAUCUCUCCAACUUUCUCUCGCUCUGUUUGCAGUACAACCCACAACGGCGCCCAACCGCAGCCAUGUUGAUCAACCAUGCCUGGAUCGUGAGCCGAAAGCCCCUCAGUCGCCGCAGCUCAGCCGCCUCUCACCGGAGCGAAGAGCCCCUCUCGCCCUUCUACCGCGCCAACUCGAUGAUCAACUUUCCCAGGCCAGUGUCCAGCUUCUCGUCCGGAGUGGACAACAGGCUGUCCUUUGCUGCCUCCAUCCAGUCGUUCCCCAAAUAUGUACCGUCGCCCCGGCCCGAUGUUCAAAAGAGUGCUGCCACGCGCCGCUAUGAAGAGCUUCUGCGGCAGUCCAAGCCGAGGUCGCCCUUGAGCCCGCCUCCGGAGCAGCCUUUGGAUAUGAUGACCGGCAUCCAGCGUGAUCCUUCGAGCGGGCAGAGCAUGUCCCCAAGCCCAUAUCGAGAAGCCCUCGAGGACGAAAUCGAGCGCGAGCUGAGGGAGCUCGUUCGGAUGAAGCAACAGGUCCAUGUCCAGUAUGCAGGGCUGUCGUCGCCGAUCGAACGCCCUUCGAUGGGACAGACUGACUCCCCGCUUAUGACACCCGUCAGUUCGGGAAGGCUCGGAUCCGGCUCAAACUACCGAAACGAGACGCUCAGCAGCCCGUCCUCGAUCAUCGUCAAUAUGGGCGGACGAAACUGGAGUGGCUAUUUGAACAAUCCACCUCCAAACCUGUGAGGCGAUGGUGAGCGGUGCAAAGCUGUGGAGGCGCACUCCUCCUCCCGCUCCAACCACACCAUACCUCGCCUCGCCCAGGCUCUUUGACACGCUCUUGAGACAGAGUCUACCUGGCAAAGCUUCUCUCGUUUGCU